UUUCCCUUCUUUCUUUCUUUCUCUCUUUGUGCUUCUGCCAUUCUAUCCAUCUUUUUUUUUUUUGGAUUGACCAAUCAUGCUUUUCUGGCACAGCCAACCUGACCAUUACUGGCCAAGCCCAGGCGAAAUGUAUCCUUGCUCUGGCAGCAAUCUGUUAAGGGAGCCCUUGGCGUUGCCGUUCCUGAAACAAGAGGAACCAAACAGUAUUUCAACCUCAGCCGAACAACACUGUCCAUCUUUCCAGUACAUCCUGUGUGCAGCUACUUCUCCGGCUGUGAAACAGCAUGAGGAGACCCUCACCUAUCUCAACCAAGGGCAAUCAUAUGAAAUCCGCAUGCUGUGUAACCCCAAGAUGGGAGAAUUUUCAGAGGGGCGCAGGCUGCUGAAGAGUGUGGUCAGGGUUGUGUUCCAUGACCGAAGAUUGCAAUAUACAGAACACCAGCAGCUGGAAGGAUGGAGGUGGAACCGACCUGGUGAUCGCAUCUUGGAUAUUGAUAUCCCCAUGUCUGUAGGCAUCCUCGAACCCCACAUUCACCCCACCUUGCUCAACACUGUGGAAUUCCUGUGGGAUCCAACUAAGCGGACUUCGGUCUUUGUCCAGGUCCACUGCAUCAGUACUGAGUUCACACUACGCAAGAAUGGUGGGGAGAAAGGAGUUCCCUUCCGCAUCCAGGUAGACACGUUCAGGCCCAGUGAGAAGGAGGAACAGGUGGAGCAUUUGCACUCGGCCAGCUGCCUCAUCAAAGUCUUCAAGCCAAAAGGAGCAGACCGGAAGCAAAAAACAGACAGGGAAAAGAUUGAGAAGCAAUCCCUUCAGGAACGUGAGAAGUACCAGCCUUCAUAUGAAAGCACAAUGCUGACUGAGUGUGCUCCAUGGCCAGAAGCUUCCAGCAGCCUUCACAGUCCUCCCAGCACCCCUGGCCUUGUCUCUCCACACCCUUUCAAGCUUCAGACACCAGAAAGGGUCUGUUCCUCACCUGGCUAUGCUUUGGACAGCUCAUCAGAAAGCACAGCAGAGACCCUGAGCCCGAGUGCCUCCAUCUUGGAGACUCAACAGUGGUUGCACAAAAACAGGUUCUCCAGUUACUCCCGGGUUUUCUCCAGCUAUACAGGAGCUGAUCUGCUCAAGCUCUCCCGUACGGAUCUAGUACAGAUCUGUGGAACGGCAGAUGGAAUCCGACUCUCAAAUGCCCUAAAGGCCAGAUGUGUGCGCCCUCGACUCAUCCUUUAUGUGUCCAAAGAGGCUGAAGUGAGUGGGAGAAAUGGCUCCCCCAAUAAUGCAUCUGAAGCUAUAUACCAGGAGUUGUAUCUGGAAGAACUGAGUGCCACUGAGCUAACCAAUAAGCUGGCAGAACUGCUUAGCCUUCCAGCCAAUCAGAUUCAACAAGUUUCUAGACAGGGGCCUACAGGAAUUCACAUCCUUGUCAGUGACCAGAUGGUCAGAAAUCUCUCAGACGAAACAUGCUUUGUAGCAACUGUAACAAAAGUGCAGAACACAGAAGGCUAUCACUUAGUUCUAAAAUAAGACUUGGACCUUCUAGAAGAUGUGUUGCUGGUCUGCAAGAAGGUGUGGAUCAGUGAUUCAAAGGCAGGUGCAAUAAUACUAAGCAUGAAAAACAAGCAACCCAGAAAAUCACUGUAUUCCAAUGAGUGCAAGAUUUCCCAAGGCUAAACUCUUCUAGAUCUGGAACUGAAGGAGCAAGCAGGUUUCUGCCAGGAGGAAGGCACUGGCAGUGCACUAAACUGCUGCAUGCAGUUUUCUACUGUGAAAUUUACAGGGUGGGGUGGAGUGAAUAGUCUUGCCAAAGAGCUAUUGAAGGACAGAAGGAGCAGUGGCACACUCAUGAUGAUACUUUACAAAGUGAGAGCUCUAGCCAGAGAUAUUGUGACAGAAGUGCAUAGGGUGAAAGAGGUUGCUGGUUUGUAAACAUAGGUUUUAUUGGAAUGUGGAACCUGACUUCUUUUUUAAAAUUAAUAAGUAUCGACAGAUGGUUACAAGCCCUCUUUAAAAAAAAAGAAUGGAUUUGUGUAUAAUUCUCAAAUUCUCUACUGGUAAGGGCACAACAAUUGGAACUACACAUUAGUUUAAUGUGAACAUGCUAGGUACAUUUAAGCAGGACAAUCAGUAAGGCAGAAAAGUUACUUUACCCUUUGGACUGAGUAUCUCCUGCAAACUCUUCAUCAUGCUCCCCAAAGCCAAGCCUAUUUCCAGUCAGCCUGGUUGGGAGGGACCUGCCAGGGGGUACUGACACAAGGAAAGGCAAAGCCUCUACUCAUUGGAGAAUGAAAGAGCUUGGAAAGUUACUUUUAAAAAUAAUUAAAUUAUGCUGUUCGUUUGAAAAGUAACCCUUUAUGUUACUUGUUGGGCUGCUUGUUACUUUUCUAUUAUUUAUGGUUACUUUUAAGAGGUGAAAACCCUCAGGACUGAUAAGAAAAUGGUAUAGAAGUUGAAAAAUCCUAAACACCUUUAAAAAGUAACUUUACAGAACAACUAGAAUAUGUUGCACCUUAUACCAAUAAAGAAAUUUGUAAUGAAGCUUUCAAAACUCUCAUUGUAGUCUAGGGUGGGUUGCUGUUUGGGACUAACAACCCAUUAUAAAUCACCCUCUGCUGUUGUAAUCAGGCAUUUAGGAAGCAUCCACUGACACUAGUGGAGUCUUUUUUAAAAAGUCCAAUUGCCACAGAGAGUAGGGCAACAUGAGAAUGUAUUGUGUACAGAGUGUGUGUUACAUUAGUGAACAGGGCCUAGGAACUCAUACUGGGGACACAUGCCAGUAGUGGUGCCUCUUGGGGGCAUGUUUCACCACUGGGUCAAAGAAGUGUCACCCACCUCCUGCCUUAUGUAAUGAGUCACUGAAGAAAUUCAGUCUGCCUCAGUCCUGAGUUUCUGUCCAAUAGAUGCUGCUGCAUGGUGGUGACCAUCAGGACUUACUCAGAACCUCUUCAUCUUCUGCUUUGAGCACCUCCACCAUUUCCAAUGGAAGAGUGUAGCUGCCCAUCCCUGCCAAAGAGCAGGUGACGUCUAAGACAAAGUAUGGUGAAUGCAACAGCCUCAACUACCAUUUUAUUUUGGGGAGAAGGGGUGGCGGUACCCAUUACACUCAAUUUCUGCUGAGAGUUGCAACCAACAGUUGACAAGUUUUGGUAGCAGUCUUCCUGGAACGAUCUAUCACAUUUCCUUGAGGUAUGCUGGAAGCUAGCAGGGCAAUCCAAGGUCACACACCUGGCAGAAGGGGAACUGUGUAACAAUAUCUUUCCUGAACACUUGAAAGUUCUCCAACCUGCAGUCCAACUUCCAGGACAAAGCAAGGUCACUGCUCCAGUCACUAAAGAAAUAACAGUAACAUUUCUUUCAUUUGCCUUCCAAGCUCAGAUUGUAGAACUGUGGAUAUUAUUUUGCUAGUUUUAAGAGAGAAAGCUAUAGAGAGGUAGCUAAAUCAUUUCUUUAAGUAUAAGCCCCACUGAACCCAACGAAGUUUGCUUCAAAAUAUACCACAGAUGACUUGUGACCAGGGCAGAGGGGGCACUCAUUCCAACGUUUCGGGAUGAACCCUGGAACACACCUGUACAGGAUCAUGCUGUUACUGAGUCCUAAGCUGCAAAUAAUUUGCAGACUAGAAACACAAUAUUUUCUUUCCAAUUAGCUUUCAAAAGUCUCUUCCUAAGAAAUGUAUAUGCAUUAACGCUUCCUUUUUACCUUUUAGUAUUAACUGCGACCUUAAAAGAAAAAAAAAGAGAUAUUUUUAUUUUGGUGUUGCUGUACUGUAUUUGUCUAAGCCUUUUUGUAUUAAAACAUGUCUGUGUCUUACUGCCA
Molecule: messenger RNA, 3814 nt
Organism: Pogona vitticeps (central bearded dragon)
Lineage: Eukaryota; Metazoa; Chordata; Lepidosauria; Squamata; Agamidae
Product: transcription factor CP2-like protein 1
Biological process (GO): regulation of transcription by RNA polymerase II
Cellular component (GO): nucleus
Molecular function (GO): DNA-binding transcription activator activity, RNA polymerase II-specific; RNA polymerase II cis-regulatory region sequence-specific DNA binding
Source: RefSeq, a predicted model, not a curated record